This is a messenger RNA of Peromyscus eremicus (cactus mouse), 2810 nucleotides long. It is a transcript of the gene Ttf1, whose product is annotated as transcription termination factor 1. Lineage: Eukaryota; Metazoa; Chordata; Mammalia; Rodentia; Cricetidae. Bases 18 to 2798 code for a protein of 926 amino acids. The record is from RefSeq and is a predicted model, not a curated record. The transcript has 12 exons.
GUUACUAUGGCAGCCGGAUGCGGAGCGAACCGGAAGUCAGUACAGUACUUCCGCCUCCAUACACUUCCUGGUUGGAAGACGAGGGGCUAUAUUAUCACCGGAAUAGGAUGGAAGGAGACUCAAGCAGAUUUAAAAUCCACACUGCAGUUUUUUGCAAGAAAAAGAAACAAUCUUCUGUGUCUGAGGAAAGACCCCAGAUACCAGCCCCUGAGAGCUUGGAGAAUGAGCAUCCUCACCUAGCCAAGAGGAAGAAGAGGAGGAAGGAGUCCCAGACACCAGCCCCUGAGAGCUUGGAGAAUGAGCAUCCUCACCUAGCCAAGAGGAAGAAGAGGAGGAGGGAGUCCCAGACACCAGCCCCUGAGAGCUUGGAGAAUGAGCAUCCUCACCUAGCCAAGAGGAAGAAGAGGAGGAGGGAGUCCCAGACACCAGCCCCUGAGAGCUUGGAGAAUGAGCAUCCUCACCUAGCCAAGAGGAAGAAGAGAAGGAAGGAGUCCCAGACACCAGCCCCUGAGAGCUUGGAGAGUGAGCAUCCUCAUAUAACCAAGAAGAAGAAGAGGAAGGAGUCCCAGACACCAGCCCCUGAGAGCUUGGAGAGUGAGCAACCUUGGGUGUCCAAGCUGGGGAAGAGGAGGAAAGAGUCCCAGACACCAGCCCCUGAGAGCUUGGAGAAUGAGCAUUCUCAGUUGUCCAAGCUGGGGAAGAGGAGGAAGGAGUCCCAGCAACUUACUUCUUCCCUUCUGAAAAAUUCAGAAACCUUCCAUAAAGCCAAAAAGACCACUUCUACCCAUAAAAAGAAAAAGAGAAGUAGUGUUUGGGAGGUGGAUGUGGAAACAGGGAUCAUCCUUGUAAAUAAAGAAAACAUGGAGAACCUGCUCGAGAGUUCUAGAAAAGAUGUGGAUAUUGUUUAUGUAGAUGUGAGCCAGAAGUUAGCAAAAGUGGACAAAGCAGAGGAGCUGCCCAUUGUUGGGUCCCAAAAUCAUGACCGUCAAGAGCUGCACAGUGACGUUCGGAGCAAAAAGAAUCAAAAGCAUCCAAAGAAAGCUGCAUCCUGGGAUGCUGUACAGGGAAACCAGCCUGAGAGCAUCACCCUGCCCCACUCAGAAUCCUUGUCUUCUGUGGAUCUAGAAAGCAAAAGCACAGAACUAGCAGUGUCUCAUAAAAAAACGUCUAAGGAAAAAGUGUUCGGGAACCAGGAAUUGGGGGCCACGCCCGAGAGUCUUGAUAACGCACACCCUGGAGGAGAGGUUGGGACUGAAAAAAGUGAGAGGGUCAGAGGACCCCACAGUACCAGGAAAAAGUCUAAGAAAAGGAAGGAUGAUGCAUCUGCUGCUAUGGCCACCUCUAGUGACAAUGUUGCGCUGCUUGACAGCAAUGCUGAGAAUGCCUCUGUGGAUUCAUUAGAAGGCACUGGUGCUUUGAGGGAAGAGGAUGUGGACUGCAGACCAAGGAAGCCAGAAACCCAGGCUUGUUCCAGCGAGAAGCAUGCAGAGGAGAUGCAGGGGUUAGAAUCUACCCAUGAAGAAGAAAGCAAUUUGGAAUCAGCCAGCAAUUCUGAAACAAGAUGUAUGUCUGAAGACGGGAGGGAUUCUGAAGAGUCGGAUGUGGAUUUGGGCUCUGCAGUGAGACAGCUCCAAGAGUUCAUCCCUGAUAUACAGGAAAGGGCAGCCACCACAAUCAGACGCAUGUACCGGGACGACCUGGGGCGCUUCAAGGAAUUUAAGGCACAAGGUGUUGCUAUUAGAUUUGGCAAAUUUUCUGCUAAAGAAAAUGAACAAAUAGAGAAAAAUGUGCAAGAAUUCCUGUCCCUAACUGGAAUUGAGAGUGCAGACAAGCUGCUGUACACAGACAGAUAUCCAGAGGAAAAGUCUCUGAUCACCAACUUAAAACGAAAGCAUGCAUUCAGACUGCACAUUGGGAAAGGCAUCGCUCGGCCCUGGAAGCCUGUGUACUAUCGAGCAAAGAAGAUGUUUGAUGUGAAUAAUUACAAAGGCAGGUACAAUGAAGAAGAUACUAAGAAGCUGAAGGCGUACCAUUCCCUCCAUGGAAAUGACUGGAAAAAGAUCGGGGCCAUGGUGGCCCGAAGCAGUCUCUCUGUCGCUCUGAAGUACUCUCAGAUUGGUGGUCAUAGAAACCACGGUGCUUGGAGUAAGACAGAAACCCAGAGACUAAUCAAGGCUGUGGAGGAUGUGAUCCUAAAGAAAAUGUCUCCCGAGGAGUUAAGAGAACUGGACUCUAGACUCCAGGAAGAUCCCGAGGGUCGCCUGUCAAUCGUCCGGGAGAAACUGUACAAGGGCAUAUCCUGGGUGGAAGUGGAGGCCAGAGUGGAGACCAGAAACUGGAUGCAGUGCAAAAGUAAGUGGACAGAGAUUCUCACCAAAAGGAUGACCCAUGGUGGGUUCGUGUAUCGUGGGGUCAAAGCUCUGCAGGCCAAAAUCACCCUUAUUAAAAGGUUGUAUGAACUAAAUGUGAAUGAUGCUAAUGAAAUAGAUUGGGAAGAUCUUGCUAGUGCCAUAGGGGAUGUCCCUCCACCUUUUGUUCAGGCAAAAUUUUAUAAGCUGAAAGCUGCCUGUGUUCCUUUUUGGCAGAAAAAGACUUUUCCAGAGAUCAUUGACUACUUGUAUGAGACCAGUCUGCCUUUGCUGAAGGAAAAGUUAGACAAGAAGAUGCGGAAGAACAGCAGCCAGAUCCAGACGCCCUCAGCUCCCAAACAAGACUUCCUAUUCAAAGACAUCUUCUAUUGCGAUGACGACAGUGACGGGGAGGGCUCAGAGGAGCCCGGUGCCCCUGGUGUGCAGUGACUGGAUCUCCUC